CAUUCCUUUAUUUAUUUUUAUUUUUAGUCGACAAAUCAGAUGGCUUCGAUUCGUCGAACUCUCUCUCCGGCAUUUCACAGCCGUUCCUACCAGAACGGCGCCGGCGGAUUCUCCUCGUCUCUGCGUAACAAGCUCUUUCAUAACGGGAACGCUAAGCAUUUCCCCUCUUCCACUCCGUCGAAGCUGUUGUUCAGCGCCGUCAAUUUAUUUUACCGUCGAGGAUGGCGGCGGCCUUUUUUCCAUUGUCUCUUCUUUUUCCUAAUAGGGUUGCUUUUCGGUAUUGUUCCGUUGGGACACAUGGAGACCGAUUUCCGACCCGAGGAUUUAGCUCCUCCCGACCUCGGACUGCCGCAUGUCGAUCUCCAAUCGGAGGAUCCGAUUGUUUCUUAUGUUGCAUUGGGCGUUAACACUCGAUUGGAAGAACAAAAGGAAGUUGCCGAUUCAAUAGAGCCUUUAAAGCAGUUAAUCGUCGUUACGCCGACUUAUAAUCGGGCAUUCCAAGCUUAUUUCUUGAACAGGUUGGGCCAAGUUUUGAGGCUAGUGAAGCCGCCGUUGGUUUGGAUAGUGGUGGAGGAGAAAACGGUGUCGUUGGAGACGGCCGAGAUUUUGAGGAAAAACGGGGUCAUGUAUCGGCACGUCGUGUCCACGCGCAAUUCUACUAACGUGAAGGACCGAGGUGUUCAUCAAAGGAACGCCGCUUUGGAACAUAUCGAACGGCACAAGCUUGACGGGAUCGUAUUUUUUGCCGACGACGAUAAUGUCUACACCCUGGAGUUGUUUGAAAGCUUGAGAACUAUAAGCCGUUUCGGAACUUGGCCUGUUGCCAUGCUUGAACGAAGCAAAAACAAGGCUAUUCUGGAAGGUUCAGUUUGCAAUGCGAGUCGAGUAAUUGGAUGGCACACAAAUGAGAAAAGCAAAAGACUUCGUAGGUUUCAUGUUGAUAUGUCGGGAUUUGCUUUCAACAGCACCAUCUUGUGGGACCCAAAGCUAUGGUGACGCCCCUUCUCAAACUCAAUUCGACAAUUGGACACAGUGAAGGAGGGUUUCCAAGAAACAACAUUUAUUGAGCAAGUAGUGGAAGAUGAAAGCCAAAUGGAAGGUAUACCACCUGGUUGUUCGAGGAUUAUGAAUUGGCAUCUACAUUUACAUACCGACAAUCUUGUUUAUCCGAAAGGCUGGCUACUUCAGAAGAAUCUAGAGGUUACCUUGCCUGUUUAGUGAUGAAAGCUCAGUUCCACAACGUUUUAAUGUCGAGGUGGGGAUAAACGGUUCUGCCCGGUGGUGCAUUAGUUAAGCUUAUUCCGAGCCGAUUUGCUGCAAUCAUCGCCAUACAGUAGAGCCUAGUGCCUGCAAAAUUAUUCAUCUGGCAAUGACAAAGA
Hibiscus syriacus is the source of this 1379-nucleotide messenger RNA. Its product is annotated as probable beta-1,4-xylosyltransferase IRX9H. Gene Ontology annotation, cellular component: Golgi membrane. Bases 40 to 996 code for a protein of 318 amino acids. Gene Ontology annotation, molecular function: xylosyltransferase activity; galactosylgalactosylxylosylprotein 3-beta-glucuronosyltransferase activity. NCBI's taxonomy places the organism in Eukaryota, Viridiplantae, Streptophyta, Magnoliopsida, Malvales, Malvaceae. Gene Ontology annotation, biological process: plant-type secondary cell wall biogenesis; glucuronoxylan biosynthetic process. The transcript is spliced from 4 exons. The record is from RefSeq and is a predicted model, not a curated record.